Molecule: messenger RNA, 681 nt
Organism: Cutaneotrichosporon oleaginosum
Lineage: Eukaryota; Fungi; Basidiomycota; Tremellomycetes; Trichosporonales; Trichosporonaceae
Source: RefSeq, a predicted model, not a curated record
AUCACCCUAUGCUCCUCCUCCCCCUCCUCCCUCUCGCUCUCGCCGUACUGGGCCCCGCCUCCGCAUCCGCAUCCGCCUCCCCCUCCUCCCCCCUCUUCACCUUCCCAAACCUCAAUGUGACGUACUACUACGACGUCGCCGACUUUCCGUACCACCCCGCAUGCGACGCGGCCGCCGGCGGGCCCGGGUGGGCGCAGCCCACGAACGAGGGGAGCACGGCGUGUGGGCCGAGCGUCAAGGAUCUCGACACGAACGCCGUCGUCGCGAUGAACGUCACGUGGCUCAACCAGAAUGGAUAUGCGGCGCGCCUGACGGACCUGUGCGGGCGGGAAGUCCAGAUAUGGAAGGAGGGGAAACAAGUCACGAUGAAAGGCGGCCCCUUCUUCCUCUGGGAGGGAUGCCAGGCGUGCGCCACGCUCCCCCGCAUCGACGUCAGCCUCAACGCCUACAUCGCCGCCACCGGCGAUAAAGAGUGUUUCCGCGGCACGGUCGGCGGCUUCGACGUGUUCGUCAUGGACAACUUUGUGCGCCGCGCGCGCGCGGCAAAGACACUGCUCAACGUACCGGCGUUGGCGGCGGGCUUCACCCUCGCACUCACCCUCGCCCUCGUGUAGCUUCGUCGUGUCGUUCUUGGGUUUGGGUCUAAUCGUUGUAUGCAUGGGACUGUACAUGGAUCUAGAU